AUGGGUGCUGUCUCUCAGUUCUUCAAGCGUGUCCUCUACGGCCUCGCAUUAGGUGCAGCAUCCGGGGCUUUGGCAGGCAUACUUCUCGGGAUCGGCGUAGGCCUUGUUACCGGCGCAAUUCUUGGAAUUGUACUGGCGAUUCCCUUAGCGCUGCUUGCGGGCAUUGUAUUAGGUCUCAUUGCGGGAGCUAGCGAUGCCGCUGUGGAAAAGGUGGCCGCCAUUCUGAGCCAGGCCAAGGCAGCUGUGACAAACCUAAUCAAUUUCGGAUUGGGUCUUCUAGAGGGCGAUCAGAAGAGUGAUUGA
Messenger RNA from Diaporthe batatas, 303 nucleotides. RefSeq lists its product as uncharacterized. The record is from RefSeq and is a predicted model, not a curated record. The coding region runs from base 1 to 303 and encodes 100 amino acids. The transcript has a single exon. Lineage: Eukaryota; Fungi; Ascomycota; Sordariomycetes; Diaporthales; Diaporthaceae.